AUGAACUUCAGCAUCGACAGUCAAUAUUUUUGGGACAAGAUUCGAAAAUUGAAAGAAGUCCAGAGUUCUGCCACUGCUAAAGAGUUGAUGAUUACCCUAAACGAAUCGAAAUCUGGAUCUAGUCUGAUGACAUUGAUAGAAGAGAUGUUCACAUUAGUAGAAGAGGUCACUAUGACAACGCAACCCUUGACGGAUACGACCAUACAUGGCUUCUUCUCUAGUCCUAUCCAAUGUCCCGAAACAACCAAACUCAGACGAUUGUUAGUACAACUCCGAGCUGAAUAA
Kwoniella mangroviensis CBS 8507 is the source of this 285-nucleotide messenger RNA. RefSeq lists its product as uncharacterized. The record is from RefSeq and is a predicted model, not a curated record. Lineage: Eukaryota; Fungi; Basidiomycota; Tremellomycetes; Tremellales; Cryptococcaceae. The coding region runs from base 1 to 285 and encodes 94 amino acids. The transcript has a single exon.